AUGGACCACGACACCGAAAAUACCCCCCUUCUCAGCAAUUCCGAUGCUGGCCCUCCUGAUGUAAACGAACAAACUUACGUUACAUUGUCGCGCAACCCAGCUGCAGCAAUCUUCCAUCGUACAACUGUUGCCUUAACAUGGCUUUCUAUCGGUCUCUCAGUCUCAACCUUCGCUUUUGUGUUUGCCGUUAUGAUAAUAUAUCAGAUCUGGCAUGGCUCCAAUUUGAACUCGAUAACUAGAGAGAGUUGUGCCUGGUUGAUGUUACUGGGAAUGGCCACGGCUUUGAUCAGCUUCCUAAAUUUAGUCUGCCUGUAUGUUCGCCGGAAAGCAAUGCCACUCGUUCUCAACCUGGUUAUCGACCCCAUUGUUAUUUUCUACUCUUUUGGCUGGAGCGUCACUGGCCUAGUUGAAAAUUCUCCCUGGUGUGAACCUGAGUGCGAUGGUACCACCAAAUGGAUCCAACUUUUGGCCGGUAUUGGGCUAAGCUUUGCAUUGGGAUUAGGACUCACCCAUCUGGCUUUAUUCCUGAUGCGAUGUGUCCUUGCGGUCCGCUGGGUUUUUGAGCAGAGGCGCAACAGUUCAGGACCAUUUCUUCGUAUCCCGACUGGGCAAUUCACGGUGGAAUUCACAAUUAGAUUAUUGAGGCAGGAUAAUGCUGUUGUACCCCAAUCCGCGGAUGGAGAUCAGAGAAACGAAAAUAUCACGGAAGAAGAGAGCCGGGCUCUGGCUUGA
Molecule: messenger RNA, 732 nt
Organism: Histoplasma capsulatum G186AR
Lineage: Eukaryota; Fungi; Ascomycota; Eurotiomycetes; Onygenales; Ajellomycetaceae
Exons: 3
Coding region: 1-732 (243 amino acids)
Source: RefSeq, a predicted model, not a curated record